UCGUGGCGCACACAAUCAGAAGUACCGCACAAUAAAAAUAGUAGUCCUGUCUUUGGUUGGGAUUUUUUUUUUCUUUUUUAUUUCUUUCAACACUGUAUUCAGUUUCUUUUCCUUGUUCCUCACUCACUAAUACCAUGAAAUCCUUCAUCACUACCGCUGCUGCCGUUUGGUUGUCUUUGACUUACGUGUCUGCUCAAAUUACCUCCUCAACCGGUAACUUCAACGUUACAAAUCCUGUUGAAAACCAAACCUAUGUCACUGGUCAACAGCUCCCCAUUACAUGGCGUCUCCUUGGCACCAGUGAUUUCUCAUCCCUUCAAUUGGAAAUUGUCCUCACCAACACGCUCUCGGGCAACUACAGCGAGACUGUCAUCAUGGCGCAAGCUGAUGUGUCCGCCAGUAACCAGCAAACCGCCAAUAAUGUUACCUUUUACGAGCAUUCACUCAACUACCCUAUUCCUGCAACUGCUCCUCUCGGUAAUUACAAUGUCAUUUUCAUGUCCAAGGAUACCAGCACCAACACCACUGUUCCUAUCCAAAUCAUUGCUCCUGCCGCAACAUCCUCUUCUGUAGCCGCUCCUAGCAGCUCUGCAGGCGCUGCAGCUUCAGGAACUUUGACAGCUAGCUCCAGCAACCCAUUCGCUUCCAAAGCUGACAAGGUUUCGCCAAUCCAAAUGGCUGGUUUCACUCUGGCCGCCAUAGGUGCUGUUGCCGCCAUCGUCUUUUAAAAAGGAACUCAACUUGUUUCCUCAAUUUCUCAUACACAUGUAUUUUUCUUCUCAGCUGAGCGAGCCAUGCGAUAUUUUGCACCCCACCCCCAUAACAGCAUAUCUUUUUUUUUUCUUGCCCUCUAAUUAUCUCGUUCUUCUUCUAAAAAGUAGCCAUAGCUCGUUUUUACUUUUUACUCAAUUGUAUAAUGUUGCGUGAUAGGGUUUUUUACUUUUUCCUGAUCAAUUAUUAUUAAAUCACACCUUCGAGCUUUCCAAGUUUAGCCUAGGCGGUGGACGAAAAACCUUGUUACAGACAGAAAUAUAUGCAUCG
This is a messenger RNA of Umbelopsis ramanniana AG, 1041 nucleotides long. RefSeq lists its product as uncharacterized. The record is from RefSeq and is a predicted model, not a curated record. NCBI's taxonomy places the organism in Eukaryota, Fungi, Mucoromycota, Umbelopsidomycetes, Umbelopsidales, Umbelopsidaceae. The transcript is spliced from 4 exons. The coding region runs from base 135 to 728 and encodes 197 amino acids.